AUGUGCCGCCUCAUCCUCUUCGCGGGCACAUGCACCCGCUGCAACCAGUCCCUGACGUGGGCCGAGCUCUCCCAGCAGCUCUCCUGCCUCGAGGCCAAGAACGCCGACGAGUUCGGGGGCUGCCGCCGCGGCGUCGACGUCGAGACGCACGCGUUCGACCAGGAGUGCGACGCCUGCGCCGGCGAGGACGAGGGCGUCGCCGGGAUGGAUUUCGGGGAGCAGCAAUAUCAGGCGGCGCAGUACCACAACCAUCAACAAUAUCACGAGUAUGCCCAAUAUCAACUCCAGCAGCAGCAGGGUCAACAGCACGAUUUCGGGUCAGCAUCAUCACAUUCAGCAACUACAGCACCGGGGUCGAUGAAUAAGCGGUCUGGUGCGAGAGACGAGGGGGAGGGGAGGAGGAAGAAGAGGGCGAGGACGUGA
This is a messenger RNA of Colletotrichum gloeosporioides, 423 nucleotides long. RefSeq lists its product as uncharacterized. Lineage: Eukaryota; Fungi; Ascomycota; Sordariomycetes; Glomerellales; Glomerellaceae. The record is from RefSeq and is a predicted model, not a curated record. Bases 1 to 423 code for a protein of 140 amino acids. The transcript has a single exon.